GUGAGGAGGGGUGAGGGCAUUACAUUCCUGUUCCUCUUAGACUUUUGACCUCUGUCCUAACAGCAAUGGUUAGAAUUCAAACGGUUGAAAAAUGGUUUACAAACGGUUGGUAAUAAGGUGUCUCUUGACUCUCUCCUACUGUUGAAGAAAGUUGAUUAAUCUCCAGCAUCUGUAGAUCAUUAGCCUGAGGAUAUGCUGCCUUGUUGACGUAUCUCCCCUGUCCUCCUUCCUCACCCAUUCUCCCCAGGUCUCCCUUCUCCUCCAGUCAUGUCCUCCCCAACGAAUGUGUCUGAGGACCAGCUCCAGUGUCCCAUCUGUCUCCAGGUCUUCACUGAGCCCGUCUCCACGCCAUGCGGUCAUAACUUCUGCAAGGCCUGCAUCAACCAGUUCUGGACCGACCAGACGGCGCCGGGCUGCCCGUGCUGCCGGCAGCCCUGCAGACCCUCGGAGAUCAGGGUGAACACCGGCCUGCGGGACAUCGUGGAGCGCUUCAUCAACAACCGAGAGGAGGAGGGCUCCGUGGCCUUGCCGGGGCAGGUGCCUUGCGACGUCUGCCGUGGCUCCAAGCUCAGGGCCCUGAAGACCUGCAUGGUGUGUCUGGUGUCCUACUGCCGCCGCCACCUGGAGCCGCACCGCAGGGUGCCCGGCCUCAUGAGGCACCAGCUGGAGGAGCCGCUGCAGAACCUGGCCGGCCGCGUGUGCCAGAAGCACAACAAGGUGCUGGAGGUGUUCUGCAGGGAGGAGCAGGUGUGCGUGUGCGUCCUGUGUAUGAAGGAGGAACACCUGACCCACCAGACCGUCUCCCUGGAGGAGGAGGCCGCAGAGAGGAGGACUGGUCUAGCAGUCAGGGCGCUCCAAAUGAAGGAGCAGGUGAAACAUAAAGCCUCUGAGAUUCAAGACGCAAAGAAGUGUAUGGAGGACAGGAGGAGGGAGGUGGAGCUGAACACGCAGGAGAGCGUGGUGGCUCUUAAAGGUCUUGCUAUGUAUGCUCAGGCCCACAUUAAGCAGAUGCUCGAAGUGAUGAAGGAGAGGCAGAAGUCAGAGGGGGCAAAGGCUACACAUCAUCUCAGAAAGCUCCACUUGGAGCUCGCGGAGGUCCACCAGAAGAGCAAGGAGAUGGAGGAGCUCUGCCAGACCAAGGAUCUCCUCCUCCUCCUCGACGGCUCCUCCUCCUCCCCUGGGCCCCUGCCCGCCCCCCCGGCUCCCGGGGGCCCCACCGGGGGCGCCGUCCGGCAGCAGCCGCUGUGGGCGGCGGAGGUGAAGGCGUUGGUGCAGAGCGUGGAGGAGACUCUGGGCAAGGAGAUGAAGAGGGUCCUGGCUGUGGAGGAGGACGAGCUGAAGGUCCAUCAGCGCCACUGGGUGGAGGUGGACCUGGACGCUGACACCGCCCACCCCGGCUUGGUCCUCUCCCAAGAUCAGAAAGGAGUGAAGGACGAAGGGCUGCUGACACAAGACCCUCUCCUCAAAAACCCCAAGAGGUUUGACUCCCACCACUGUGUUCUGGCCAAGAAGGGCUUCUCAUCGGGGCGUUUCUACUUCCAGGUGGAGGUCAGGGGUCAGACGGGGUGGGAGGUGGGGGUGGUCAGAGAGUCCAUCCAGAGGAAGGGUCCCUGUAUCAACCUUCUGCCCGAGCAGGGCGUCUGGACCCUGGGUCUCUACGAUGGGCAGUACCAGGCCAACGCCAGGCCUCCAGCGCCCUUCCUUCAGGGGCAGCAACCGCAGAAUGUGGGGGUAUCUGUGGACUACGAAGGGGGCUGCGUCUCCUUCUACGACGUGGACUCCAGGACCCUGAUGUACUGCUUCAGCGGCUGCUGCUUCAACGCCUCACGGUUCAGCAAGCGCCCCUACUACUACUGCAACAGAACCACCAUCCUCCCCUUCUUCCGGCCCAGUGACAGACCUGGCGAUGGCCUUCUGACUAUCAGUCCCGUCCACCAGCACUGAGGUUCAGGUGUGUGAGACGCACAGGGUAGAGGGGGCCGUCAACCCCCUGCCCACCGGGUCCCAGCCCCACGGUGUGGGUCGUACAGGACUUCUCCUCCAGGGCAUCAGGGGCUGCUGGCUGUUGGGGCGUUAGGGAUCCCAGAUCAACACAACCUUUACCUCUCACACCUUUAAAGGUCGGAGGGUUUGGUUGAUACUCAAACAAGCAAUUAGAAAUUCGGAUAAACAAUAAUUGUGCUGUGGUAGAAAUUAUAACCGAAUUCUAUCACUUCAACUAACUAAUAACAUGAGGAAUCGGGGAGUCCGGAUCAAGUAAUGACAGAGACUUUAUUGUUACCCGCAAACGAGAAACAACAAUGCCGAGUGAGGUUUGCAAAGACACUGCCGGGUCAUCCGAUCCCGGUCUUUCUUAUCCUUUCAAACUGAGCUGCGUUGCAUAUCAUAUGACCGCCCUCGGUACAUGCUCAGAAUUGCGUUAUUGAUAAGGACGGUCAGCCAUACAUUCCUUUAAGCAUGUUGCAUCACCUGCAGUCAAUCUAAACAAUGGGAGGACGUCAAUACGCCUUAGCCCCAGACUGCAUGGCUCAGUAUGAGGCCCAGCUCUGAGUCCAGAGGUGGUUCUUUCUGCUUUCCACCAUUAAGGUACGGCCACACCAAACGCGUUACUCGCGUUUGGGGCGUCGAAAAUCUGCAUUUUUGCAUAAGGAACCAUUGGUAUAGGCGCGUAGACGCGUAACACGCGUUGAAGCGUUGGGUUUGGGGCGUUAGACGCGGCAAACGCACGUAAUUACGCACGUAAACGCAGUAACGUGCCCAACGCACCAACGCCCGGAGUUCAAAAAAUUUAACUUUCAUCGCGCGACUUUGAAAAUUGAACUUUCAUCUACGCGUGACGCUUAGCCGCGAUAGCCAAUCAGCGUGGAGCUUGACCCGACGUCACUGGCAGAGAAUAGUGACGCUUGCACAGAAGCAUACGGCCGACAUCUUUCUUUAUUCUGGGUGGAAAUAGUAACAUAGUUACGCCAUUAAAUGCGUUUUUGGAAACAUUUUUAGCGAGAAAUGUGCAUUUUACUUUCAUAAUGUUCGCUCGGUGAAUGUGAAGGAUGUUUGGUUUGAUAGGUAUGACGAAGAGGGAACGCUCCGUUCACUUGCAUGGACAUGGACUCAUCUAGCUGCGUUGGCGCGUUGACACGUUGGAAGAGUUGAACCACCACACACUGAUGAAGCGUCAGGUUAGGGGCGUUACUUGCGUUAUCCAACGCGAGUAACGCGGU
Gadus chalcogrammus (walleye pollock) is the source of this 3218-nucleotide messenger RNA. Its product is annotated as E3 ubiquitin-protein ligase TRIM7-like. Gene Ontology annotation, molecular function: protein binding; zinc ion binding. The transcript has a single exon. The record is from RefSeq and is a predicted model, not a curated record. Lineage: Eukaryota; Metazoa; Chordata; Actinopteri; Gadiformes; Gadidae. The coding region runs from base 268 to 1944 and encodes 558 amino acids.